Molecule: messenger RNA, 3063 nt
Organism: Mesoplodon densirostris (Blainville's beaked whale)
Lineage: Eukaryota; Metazoa; Chordata; Mammalia; Artiodactyla; Ziphiidae
Gene: ZNF285
Product: zinc finger protein 285
Biological process (GO): regulation of transcription by RNA polymerase II
Cellular component (GO): nucleus
Molecular function (GO): DNA-binding transcription factor activity, RNA polymerase II-specific; RNA polymerase II transcription regulatory region sequence-specific DNA binding
Source: RefSeq, a predicted model, not a curated record
CCUGUGUGUUUGUUCUGCUGCUGGGCCCUCCCUGCAGACACUCCUCUGACUGUACAGCCAUCUGCGACAUUCAUGGCUCUCUGGACUGUGAGUUCCCCCAGAGCAGGGACUGUGCAUAUAGCCGCUCAGUACAUGUCCUCUGAAUGAAUGGCAUCCAGAGGGUGUGAACUUCAGGGCCAGAAGAAAGAACUCAGAUAAAGUCAAGUUCCUUCUUGAGCCCACAGGUCUCUGGAACAUGGAAACCAAGAAGCAGGCUCUGGAGAGUGGAGGUGGAGGUAGGUACUUGGGACCUCAGGUAUCCAUCUGAAGCUCCUCAUCAGAGCUUGGACAGUCUCAAGAAUGAAGAACCACUGGAUCUUCUGCUUCUCCAGUUUAGGAAGAUCAGAGAAUAAAUAAAACUGCUGAUGCUCCAGAAACCUAGGAGGGGUAACCAUGGAGACUUUUUCCUCCUCAAGGCAGGAGGAAAGAGCUCUGCGUUCUCAAGCCUCAGCCCUUUCCCAAGAUGGGGAAGACAAAACCAAGUUUCAGGAGACAGGAUGAAAAAGAACAUUUCGAACCUUCAGGAAAAAGGGUUGAGUUACCUCUCACCAGUGCUCUACUUUGGGCAGAUUUGGAAACGAAGGAUCAGUGAAUUGAGUGUGAGUCAGGAUUAUGUCAUGAAUCUUCAAGGAGAUUGUCCCCAAUAUUUAGAAGGAGAUGUUUCCCUCUGUGAAGAGUGGGCAGGAGUGUCUGAAAAUGGAAGGUAUGUAAUAAAUGCCAUUAAUUUAGAAAAUCAAGACAUCACAGCUUGGAAACGCCUGACACAGGUCCUUACCCCAGAAUCUUGGAAGAAAGCCAACAUAAUGAUUGAGCCUGAGAAUUCUCAGGUAAAGUACAAGAGAAUUCAUGUGGAAGAGAAAUUGGAUGUAUGUGCUCAGUGUGAUGGCAGCUCCUUUCAGACCUCACGUGAUUGUAAUGAUUUCCAAGAAUGUAAAGGAGAGGAACCUUACAGAUGCACCGGCUGUGGGAAACACUUGGUUACGAAGUCAACAGUCAAACACAGUCACGUGGUCUAUGCAGUGUGGCAACCUUUCGGGUGUAAUAACUAUAGAAUGGGUUUCAUAGAUGUCGCAAAUGCUCAUGUUCAUCACAGCGCUCACACAGGAGAAAAAUCUUAUAAAUAUGACCAGUGUGGAAAGGACUUUAGUCAGAGCUCAGGACUUACUGUUCACUAUAACACCCAUUCAGGGGAGAAAACUUGUGAGGGUCAGGAGUGGGCUAAGGGCUGCAAACACUCAGACCUUCCCAGGAAUCAGAAAGGCCCCUUGGGAGACAAAACCUAUAAAGGCAUUGAAUGUGGCAAAGCCAGUUUUCUUCACAACCAUCACCGAGUCCACACGGGGGAGAUGCCCUACACGUGUGACGUAUGUGAGGGGUUCGGAUUCAGGUCGCUUCUGUGUAUCCACCAGGGAGUCCACACAGGGAAAAGGCCUUAUAUAUGCACAGAGUGUGGGAAGGGCUUCAAUCAGAGCUCCAGACUUCUUGUCCAUCAGAGGGUCCACACUGGAGAGAACUACAAAUGCAGCAAGUGCAGCAAAUGCUUCAGCUCCAGCUCCGUCCUCCAAGUCCACUGGAGGCUGCACGUGGGGGAGAAGCCUUAUAGGUGUGGCAAGUGUGGAAAGGGCUUCAGCCAAAGCACACACCUGCACAUUCACCAGAUCCACACGGGGGAGAAACCCUACAAAUGCGACGUGUGCAGGAAGGCUUUCGCCUACAGCUCGUUUCUGCACACUCACUGGAGAGUUCACACGGGAGAAAAGCCUUACACGUGCCAAGUGUGUGGUAAGGGCUUCAGUUACAGCUCCUAUUUUCACUUACAUCAGAGAGAUCACACCCGAGAGAAACCGCAUAAAUGUGAUGAGUGUGGGAAGGGCGUCAUUCGGAACUCCGAUCUUCACGUUCAUCUCAGAGUCCGCACAGGAGAGAGGCCCUGUAAGUGUAAAGAAUGCGGGAAGGGCUUCGGUCAUAACUCUUAUCCUCUUGCCCGUCAGACAGCACAUAGGGAUGAGAUGGACUGUGCAUGUCAUGAGCAUGGCAAGACUCGGGAAAUAUGUAGCUCAGACCUUCUUACUCAGCCAAGACUGCACAAGAGAACAGAAACAUUAUAAAUGUAGUCAGUCUGUGUUCAAUCAGGAAAACAGAAGCCACAGAUGACAGAGGCUUACUCAGCCAUUGGGAGGGCCAGGGGGAGCAAAGGACAGGGACACGACCACCCAUGAUGUCAGCUGGCAGCACGUGGUUCUUAAGGGCACUCCAGGAAACCACUGUGGAUCUCAACACCACUGUGGAUCUCAACACCUUCCUUGAAGCUCUCGUCAACUGCCAUCUGCUGUCAUGGCAAAGAAAGUGAUUCUUUUUUUUUUUUUUUAGGUUUUGAAGCUUUAUUUAUUUAUUAUUUUUUGAAUUUAGAAAGUGAUUCUUGACAAAUGGGUUGUUUGUGGCAAUAGUUACAGGUCAAAUUUCCAUUAAUGGGUAUGCCCAGGAAGGAAAUUCUAGUUGGGAUGAGGAGAGUAAGAACGUCAGUCCAGCCAUAAUCUUUAGGUGAUUUUUUGUUUUUUUUUUGUUUUUGGAGUCUCCUCUAGAAAGAUAGUCUCCGUUAAGAACAUUCAAAAUAAUACUCAAACAUGAGAGCUAUGUUAUUAGUAUGGUAAGAAUUAGGCCAUACUCAGGUUUUCAAAUCCAUUAGAAUUUCCACACAGGAGAAGCUCUGUAGAAGUGAUAUUUUAAGGGUGUGGCAGAGAUAGUGAUACGUAUUCAUAUUUGUACUGGUUCUAUUUCCUGGGCACAUAGGAAGACUCCAUUUCCCAGCAGGCCUUGCAGUUAAGGGUGGGCCCAUGUGACUGAGUUUCAACCAAUGGAGUGUGUGCAAAAGUGAUAUACGUUACUUCCAGGGCUGGCCCUUACAAGCAUCUGGCGAUGUCCUCCAGGCUUCUCUUUCCUGUCGUGGUGAUUUUGGAGGAUGCUUCUUCCAGACGGGAAUGAUGGGGAAGGUGGCUAUCUGUGUUGGACUUUUUUUUUUUUUUU